GCCCAGAUGUAAACGAAGACACUACGGCAAUUGCGUUAGACUACGCCGCACAGGUGGUCAGCCUCCUAGUAUUCUAUUGGGGUCAUAUGCUGUCACAUCUAACAACACGUACUGGGGCCGCAGCCUGGUUAAAGACCCAAUUCCUAGCUUGCAUGGGCCUCGGGUGUUCCCUCUCUUUUCCAAAGGUGUGGACAUAUACUGAGUACGCCGUGUUCCUUCCGAACAAGGUCAUUGAAAGCUCAUGACAGAGCACAACUUGUAAGCCCUGAACAUGCGACACACGCUGCCAAAUCUCAAAAACCUUCUUUUGACCCUCACCACUACCACCAACGCUGGGGAAGGCAACUCCACCCUGCAGACAGUGCAGCAAACGGGACCAUCCCGAAAUUUACGGUCGAUACAAGCAAUAGCUGGAAGCAUCGACGUCAGCAACCCUGUCCCUGCAUCAACAUCAUAUGGAGCUGAAUCCCCUACACCAAGACGGACAUCCUUUCCCCCAAUCACCCUCCCCAGAUUUUGGAAAACCCGUAAUAUGCGGCCAGUUUCGACGUUUGUUAAGUCCACUCUACCUGCCAUGUCAGAAGACGUGGACAUACCUGCAGACGUGGGGAGCAACAGUGCCACAGUGCGCUCACUGCACCUCUCGAAACCUUCUGGAGUACAGUCAACGGACACAGGUCCGGAUGCCUCUGAAGGUGCGACCGUGGAAACGGAAGGGUUUCCUGAGUCAGUGCCUCCGCCUCUUGAUGGCUUGGCAGAUGUUGUGAUUUCAUCCGCUUCAACGCAUGAGCAAGAGUCGACAUUGGAGUCUCUGAAGGAGCAGAGCAGCAAUUGGCUCACAACUGGUCUGAGUGCCAGUACCCGAGGGUUAUUUGGUGGCGGGUCACCUGCGAAAAGCAAUCAGAGAGGCCCUGGAAGACCACCGACCGUCCCCAAGUCCGGUCCCAACUCCAAUGGGCAUGGUAACAGCCAAGCCAAGGAGACUACUAUCCGCACAGACCUACCACUCAUGGACGCGAACCUACAGUCCAUCCCCGCUUCACAAUGAUGUUGUUGAUAUCUUAAUACAUGCACUCUAAUCGAUCAGCCUGACAUAAUUUCAUAACAAUCG
This is a messenger RNA of Cantharellus anzutake, 1111 nucleotides long. RefSeq lists its product as uncharacterized. The transcript is spliced from 6 exons. The coding region runs from base 272 to 1048 and encodes 258 amino acids. The record is from RefSeq and is a predicted model, not a curated record. NCBI's taxonomy places the organism in Eukaryota, Fungi, Basidiomycota, Agaricomycetes, Cantharellales, Hydnaceae.